CAGGCUCUUCACAGAUUCUCGGGAAAAGUUUUUUUCUAAUUGCAUUUAUUGUCCAACGAUUUUUAAUACAGUUUUACAGUCGCACUGAAGGACGUUAUCUGACCUUGAAACAAUUGUUAUUGAAAACGUCUAUUCCAAUGUCAGACACUCCUGGUGUUAUUCCUAACAUGCCUAUUGGUUCACAUCAGUCAUCUACUAGUGCAAAGUCUAAUACAACUAAACGAAAAGAGAUAUAUAGAUACAAUGCUCCUUGGUGUAUUUUCAGCAUGAACUGGUCUGUCAGACCAGAUAAACGCUUUCGUUUAGCUGUGGGUAGUUUCAUUGAGGAGUACAAUAAUAAAGUCCAAGUAAUAUAUCUAGACGAUGAACAAGGAGAGUUCGUUGUACAAAGUACGUUCGCACAUCACUACCCAACGUCAAAAAUCAUGUGGAUCCCUGACACAAAGUGUAUAUUCCCUGAUUUACUUGCCACAAGUGGUGAUUACCUUCGUGUUUGGAGAAUAAAUGAAGAUUCUGAAGUUAAAAAUGAAUGCUUAUUGAAUAAUAAUAAAAAUUCGGAUUAUUGCGCCCCACUUACUUCCUUUGAUUGGAAUGAAGUAGACCCGAAUAUCAUUGGAACUUCUAGCAUCGAUACUACAUGCACUAUCUGGGCCCUUGAAACGGAGCAGGUGAUCGGUCAUACAAAUGUCGUAAGUGGACGUGUAGAAUCUCAGUUGAUAGCCCAUGACAAAGAAGUAUAUGACAUAGCUUUCAGUCGUGCUGGAGGCGGAAGAGAUGUUUUCGCUAGUGUUGGUGCAGAUGGUUCUGUACGUAUGUUUGAUCUUCGGCAUUUGGAGCAUUCUAAUAUCGUGUAUGAAGAUUCAAAUCAUUCCCCACUUUUACGCUUAGCUUGGAAUAAGCAAGAUGCAAACUAUCUAGCGACAUUUGCAAUGGACUCCGUAGAAAUAAUUAUUUUGGAUUUACGUGUACCAUGCACUCCAGUAGCUCGUUUAAACAAUCACAGAGCAUUUGUAAAUGGAUUAGCAUGGGCACCACAUUCAAGUUGUCAUUUAUGUACAGCAUCUGAAGAUUGUCAAGCUCUUAUCUGGGAUAUUCAGUCUAUGCCAAGAGCAAUAGAAGAUCCUAUUCUAGCAUAUACAGCUGCCGGUGAAAUUAAUCAAAUUCAAUGGUCAUCAACACAACCAGAUUGGAUAGCCAUUUGUUAUAAUAAUUCGUUAGAAAUUUUACGAGUAUAAUAUUUACUGUUUAUUUCUUAUUUUAUCAACUGUUUUAAAGGUGUACUAUAAUUGAGAUCAAAUAUUAUUUCUUCCUUUAUGCUUACUAAGUAUUGUACGUUAUUUUCAUGCGUUUAGUUAUUAUUCUUUUCCAAAUAUUCUGGAUAAUUUAACUGUGUACUAUUAUCGAGAUACAUGUAUUGGUUGAAGUCAAAGUUUCGACUACAUAUGAAUCAAUUUCAAAUGUUGUUUUGUACAUUCACUUGAAAACAUUUGUGUUUGUUUAAUCAAUUUAUAAAAUUCCUUAAGAAUUACCAUUAUAAAACAGGAAGUUCUUCAAUAA
Molecule: messenger RNA, 1557 nt
Organism: Schistosoma bovis
Lineage: Eukaryota; Metazoa; Platyhelminthes; Trematoda; Strigeidida; Schistosomatidae
Source: the annotation of a GenBank genome assembly